UCCUUCGGAGAAGCAGUUGGAUGCAGGCAUCUGCUGGGCUGACACGUAACUAAAGUUAAAGGUGCUAUGGAGGCCUUGUCGGGGACUUGAGGUUUUACUUUUCCCAUAAGCGUCUUUGAAUUGCGUCGGAAAAGUCUGCAAGGGGAAACGGAAAAGCAAGCGGGAGCCGUGAGCCUCGGUUUGUCCUGCAUUUCAACAGCGCAGAGCAGCAGUUUGACGUGAAGUCAAGCGAAAAUCUGCGCGGAUACUUUGAAGUCACAGAGGGGAGUCGUGAGUGGAUGUGGCUAUGCUAAAAUAAUGUAUCCAUCGGGAAAUAUUCGCACUUAACUCGUAUUUUCUGUUUGGAAAUGCUCGGGGAGUGAGGGGAGGGGGGGGUUUCUUCAGUCUUCACCAGGAGGUAAAAAAGUUGAGUCGGAAGUUUCCAGCAGCAGAGACGGGGCGUUCUCGUGCAGACAGCGGGGAGGGGUGCGGGUCCAACAUGGGAAACGGGGUGUGCUCCCGGAGGCAGCGGAGGAUCUUCCAGUGUCUCCUGCUGGUCACCGUGGUCUGCGGGAUGAUGUACGCGGGGAUGAUAUCGUAUGAGAUGCACAAACAGCUCAAGAGGACGGAGGCGAUGGCACUGAAGUAUCAGCAACAUCAAGAGUCACUCUCGGCACAGCUCCAAGUGGUGUAUGAGCAUCGCUCGAGGUUAGAGAAGUCUCUUCAGAAGGAGAGGUUAGAGCACAAAAAGGCCAAAGAAGAUUAUCUGGUUUAUAAACUGGAAGCACAACAGUCACUCAACAAGGAGAAGCAAGAUUCCAGCAGCAGAUUCAAUUCUCUCCAAGUGCAGCAUCAGAUGCUAAAGAACCAGCAUGACGACCUGAAGAAGCAGUAUUACGAGCUGCAUGACCAGCACCAAGUCCAGGGCGAGGACCACAGCCGGCUGCUGGGCGAACACAGAGAGCGCUACGAGAAACUGCAGCAAGUCAAAGAGGUGGAAAUCGCCCAACUCAAAGAUAAUGUAUAUAACCUGCGAGAGGAAAAUAAACAGCUGAGGAAAGCCCACCAUGACAUUCACACACAGCUACAGGAUGCACAGGUUCAGCAUCAGGACCUGAAGGCAGCCCACAACCAGCUCGCACUGACACUGGAAGACCACAAGAGUGCGCUGGCUGCAGCUCAGGUGCAGUUGGAUGAAUACAAGCAGCUGAAAGAGUCCCUGAACAGGGUGCCCAAUCUGAGACUGCCUGAACAAAACCCUGCCCCCCAGCAGCCGCAAGUAGCGGCCAUAGCACCUGAGUCCCAUAUUCAUGAAGCACAGCAGGCCACAAUACUGGAACAGCCACACAAAGAGGAGCCCACCCAUGAGAAAGAUCACCAAGCCACUGAGUCCAGGUUGGACCAUCAAGAGGAGGAGGUGCAUGCCCAGUCUGAGACCCAGCACACCUUGUCAGACAAAGAGGAGGAUGGAGAGGGAGAUGCCGAGAGGAGGAGGGAGCUGGCGGAGGAGGAGAUGGCUCAAGCAGGACAGCCUCAGAAGCUGGAGGAGGACCCGGACCAAUCACAGGAUGAGCAGCAGGAAGAGGAGGAGCCAGAACAGGAACAGCUGGACGAGAAUGCCCUGGACCGACAGAGACGCCAGCCACAACCGGGUCCCCAUCAGGAGGCCCAGCUGCAGCAUGAGGCGCACGACCAGGUGGAACGUGUGAAGUCGGCCUACGAGCAGCAGCAGGAGCAGCAGCGCCUGGAGGCUCAAAGGGCCGAGGAGCGCAGGCAGAUCCAGAAGCAUCAGGAGGCCCUGCAGGUCCAGAGAGACCAGGUGCUCAAGGAGAGGGAGCAGAGGCUGAAGAAGGAACAGGAGAGAGAGCAGCAGCAGCACAGGGAGGCCGACAGACGGGAGCAGCAGCUGAGACAGGAGCACCAAAGGAAGAGGACCGAGUAUGAGAACAUGGACAAUGAUAUUGUUCAAGAAGAAGAUGACCGUCACACUGACAAUGAAGAAGCGAGAGAUAUUCAUAUGUUACAUGAGGAGGAGGAGGAGAAACAAGAAGUGGAUCACAGGGUGCCACCACAUCAGCAGGGUGCUGAUGUUGAGCUGGACCCUGAGGACGACCCCAACAACCAGGGAGAGGAUGAGUUUGAGGAGGCUGAGGAUGAGCGGCCGCAGCACAGGGUCACAGAAGAGGAAGAGGAGGCUAUAGAUGAGGAAGAGGAGCCGGCAGCGCCAGCCCAGCACAUAGACACACACCCGGGCCCCGAACAACCUGCUGUGGAGGAGGAACUGGUGAUAGCUGGAAACCCAGAUCAACAGGAAGACACACUGGAUGACCAGUACCAGGAGGAAGUAGAGGAUGAGGCUCAGGAGGACAUAGCUGGUGGGCAGAUUAGAGAGGAGGAGGUGGAGGAGGAAGGAGAGGAUCCAUAUAACGAGGAGAAUGUAGAACAGGAUGAAGUAAAAAACCAGGAGGGACCAAGAAAGGAGGGAAAUCACAGAAAAGAGGAAGAGAAUUACGAAGAGGAAGAAGAGGAAUUAGAGGAAGAAACGGCCGGUCGAGACAAGGGAACCAAUCGGAGGGCAGAGAUGUAAGACGGACGCAGACUUUAACCAGUUGCAGUGCCUUUUUGGCUGCCCAUGGAGCCUAUCAGGUCUUUCCUUCCCUUGUUUCCCAAAGGAAUAAAACCAGCCAUCCAUUCAGAAUCCCAAUUGGGAUACUAUGCCUGGAAGAUGGGAUGCUAUUUCAAACUCAGUGGGGAUGGAACUGAGCAGCUCACACUGCGGAAAUGGACAGAAUUCUUUGAGCAGAAAUGGGACGUAUACUGUAAUUAUUAUUAUUAUUUUUAAUUCAUUUACUUUCCUGUCUACUCGCAUGUCUGCCUGAUUGCCUGUCUGGUUCUGUUUCUUUAACAGCAGACAGGCAGAGAAUGUAUUUCUAUCAUGUGCUACCUUUGAGUAAUGUGUAAAGAAAGCAAAGAUAAAUUAUGUUAUUCUGAUGUCCUCAUGUUCAGGCCUUUUUAUAUGUAUGUUUUAUGCAAACAGUUGUAUUCUUUGUAGAGCUCAAAUUUAAAUGUACAUCUUGUCAUUCCAAUCGAUCGAGUUGUUUUCUGUUAUUUAUUGUUGAUUGUAACAACUCUGACAAUCUUAAAAAGGUGCAACAUUUCUUUUUUCAUGUCACCUGACUCGUUUGUGUCAUAAUGGCUUUUACCAACUUCUUGAAGCUGAUGCACAGGAGUAUUUUCACUGGAUAUUUCUGCAAAUGCCAGUCAAAAAGACAUUUCUGAUGAAGCCGUUCUGUGCUGAAAGUGUCACACUGACAUGUGCCUUUCCAUUCUUGGAAACCUCUUCUAGGUUUUAGUCAUUUUACAUUUGGAAAAGCAUGUCAAUAGGACAGGAGAGAUAAGAGCAUGCCAGUUAGUGCUGAGCCUCUUGCAUAUUGCUUCAGCAUAGCCUUAAAUGGAGAGCUGUUUCAUGUCGACUGCUGGUGUGAAUUAAAUUCACAAAACUAAUGCAAUUUACGUCAAAAUCUCAAAAAAAGUCUGCUGUACAAUGUAUAGUUAAAUAAAUGCUGACAAUUUGUGCAUUUUUCCACCAGUUAUAUUUGAUACAAAUAAGUGGGACUUUGAUUGUGUUGAACCAAGUUUGUCACCUGAAUGGGGUGUGUGUGCGUGGAAUAAAAAGAUCGAAGGAUUUCAGGUAA
Molecule: messenger RNA, 3674 nt
Organism: Siniperca chuatsi (mandarin fish)
Lineage: Eukaryota; Metazoa; Chordata; Actinopteri; Centrarchiformes; Sinipercidae
Gene: golim4a
Product: golgi integral membrane protein 4a
Exons: 16
Coding region: 479-2566 (695 amino acids)
Cellular component (GO): Golgi apparatus; Golgi membrane
Source: RefSeq, a predicted model, not a curated record